AUGCUCGGGGACUUAAGUGUUCGGCGGGCGAUGAGUCGCCUGCACAACAAGACGGCGGAGCAGCGGCGGGUGGUGGACGAGAUGCGGCAGCGUGCCGAGGCGCUCACGGGAAGUGGACGGGCCUCGGCAAAGGCGAAGAAUAAGAAGCCGCCGCCGCUGUGCUUCGUUGAGGUGGCAGGGGAGGCGGACCUCAAACAAGGUUUCUUUCCUGACGGCAUGCUAAGCGGUGUCGCCAUUGGCGUCUCGGAUGCGCUGGACGUGCUGGAAUUUCGCACGCGCUACGGGGCGGAGUCGCCGCUGCUACACCAGAUGCCACACACGGAAUUCGCCUUUGUCUCUUGGCUGCGCCGCCGCGGCGCCCGGUUCAUUGGAAAGCUGGCCUGUAAGACACCGCUGACGAUGGGCGAGGCAAGCGUGCUUGUCCCGGAGCACCCUGCGGCCGCGGCGGUGCAUCUGAAGGCAUGUAAUUACGCCAUUGGAUCCGCCCUCAUGGGGCCGGCGGCUCUGAGCUCACCGGUGCACUACGACGUCGCUGCAUUUAAGCCCACUGCACAGUGCUUCGCCACCUUCACGGGAGGAUACCGCUUGAGUAUUCCUUCCAUGUCUAUUGGUAUAACAGCGGCCCGCCUCGACGACAUCUUCUAUCUCUGGGAAGUGUUUACCUCCGCUAUUCAGCCGGGCUACUUUCUUGACGAGAGCCAACGAGAGCCAGGUGGCGGUGGCAGCAGCACCGGCACCGAUCAGGACAGCAAAACCCAUGGCGUUAGCGGCAGCAGCAGCAGCAGCAGCAGCACCAGAACCAGAACCAGCGUCAGUGCUGGUAGUAGCAACAGGAGUGGUGGUGGUGUUGCGGCUGGGGGCGCUGCCAGACCGUCGAGGAGCGUAAGCUACAUGGGCUUUGAUAAAGUCAGCAUGUCAGGUUCACCGAAGGAGCUCCGGGGUCGUCACACGGAACUGUCGGUCGGCUACCCCGCCGACUGGAUUGACAGCCUCUGCCAGGAGCGGCUGUUGUCCGCCGACGAGUUUCGCCGCCGCAUUCUCCGCCUUGUCACGACGCAGAAUGCGAUGCGCAAGAAUGAGCUGCUGGAGGUCAUCCCACUGACGCUGGACGUUGACCUCGAGGUGGUGUUCAAGGCCAUCCAAACCAUUUCCCUCUAUGAACUUUCACGGGCGGUCGACGGCCUCUUCGCCCCUGCAGGCCACGGCGGUGGCAGGGCGUCGUCGUCGCGCCCCUCCACAAUGUCGCAGUCGGGGCUACUGGAUGAGCUUCCGGAUGAGUUGGUGCCAGCCAUCUUCAACGGCAGGGCGCUGACAAGUCUCGAUUACCAGCGGGCCCUGCGAACCCGCGAAAAUGUUGCGCGGGCCACGGCAGAGCAGUUUCGCGAUGUGGAUCUUAUUGUAACACCCAUCUUGUCGGAGCCGUACGUCAGCGGCAGCAUGCGCAGCAUCGCCCCUCUACUCCCCUUCUCGCUGGGUGGCAACCCGAUGGUCUCCGUGCAGCUGGAGGCGGACCUACCGGUGGCGUUGAUCGGGGAGCUGGGGCGCGACACAGGGCUGUUUGAGGACAGCACCACAUUCCUUCAAUUUGUUCGCGGGACAUCUCCGCCCUGGUGGCGCCGAAAGUUCAUGAGCUGA
This is a messenger RNA of Trypanosoma conorhini, 1635 nucleotides long. RefSeq names its product putative amidase. The coding region runs from base 1 to 1635 and encodes 544 amino acids. The transcript has a single exon. Gene Ontology annotation, molecular function: catalytic activity. Lineage: Eukaryota; Euglenozoa; Kinetoplastea; Trypanosomatida; Trypanosomatidae. The record is from RefSeq and is a predicted model, not a curated record.